GCGUUGCGGUGUUGACACCUGCGUCCAAGGACGAGCUAUCCGACGACAAAGAAUUCGAGGACAAAUCUCCGCAACAUCUCUGCCGCCGCGUGAUUGCCGAGUUCUUGCGCCGGACUGGCAUCGUCAUGCCCGCCUUCGAUGCGUCCGCGUUCGGCGACGAAGUUGAUCGACUGACGCUCGCAGAAGCCGCUACAUGGGGUGUCGGCGACAUCCUGCCCCCACGGCUGCAAGGUCACGUUGUUACGGCUAUUAACAUCGCAAAGACAGCGUACGCCCACACGCCCGUCGCGACGCAGGUGCACAUUGCACUCUGGACGGCGCUGUGCAUCUUCGUGGACGACUUCGAGGUCGACAAGGACGCUGUCGCCGCGUUCGCGGAGCGGUUCCACGCGGGCCAGGCGCAGCUCCACCCUCUUCUGGACGCACUCGCGGGCACGCUACGCGACAUGCCGAAGUUUUUCCACCCAUACGGCGCAGCGUCGGUCGUCACGAGCACAAUCCAGUAUGUCGUCUGUACAUUGUUCGAUAAGGAGACCGAAGGCAUGGAGGUGCACCCGGCCGCACGAGACUACCCGGUGUACAAGCGCUCUCGCAACGGUCUCGGCGAGGGCUAUGCGUACUGCAUCUUUGACAAGGUGCACUUCCCCGACGUAUCAACGCAUAUCCAGGUGAUCCCUGAGGCAAUUUCGUACCUCAUUUAUAUCAACGACUUGCUCUCGUUCUAUAAGGAAGCGCUCGCCGGCGAGAAGAAUAACUUUAUUCAUGACCGCGCCCGUGUCGCUGGAAAAGAUGUUGAAGCGUCUCUGAUGGACACGAUGGAAGAUGUUGUGAACCUCGUGGACAGGGUGCGACAGAUCCUGCAGGGAGAGAAGGAGAAGCAGGCAUGGGAAAGCUUCAUAGUGGGAUAUGUGGCAUUUCACUUCAUUUCGCCACGGUACAAGCUGGAGGAGCUGUUCAACGGUGCCGAGUAGGCUUAGGCUUGUACUUGUGGCGGACUUUGAUGUCGUAGCCAUCCAUGUGAGACGCGCUGAUAUUUUCAUCCAUCAUGCAUUCU
Messenger RNA from Phanerochaete carnosa HHB-10118-sp, 1054 nucleotides. RefSeq lists its product as uncharacterized. The record is from RefSeq and is a predicted model, not a curated record. Lineage: Eukaryota; Fungi; Basidiomycota; Agaricomycetes; Polyporales; Phanerochaetaceae. The transcript is spliced from 4 exons. Gene Ontology annotation, molecular function: carbon-oxygen lyase activity, acting on phosphates. Bases 126 to 971 code for a protein of 281 amino acids.